CAGCAGGGGCUCUAGCUGGAGCACAAAACUGACAGACGCAAGUAUAGCCACCAUAGGAAUCUUAGGACUUCAACGAUGCGUUUCUCACGUCAAGCAAUUGCUUUGGCCUGUGUUUACAUGAGCCUACAAGUGCUGGCAAACGACACAAGGUAGGCAACAGUUUUUCCUCGGUACUGUAGUUGCGAAUUUCCACUGGUCAGUAGUUUAAACCCGCAGCGGUUUGUUAGAUUUACAGGGUACGACAUCUUUACCUCCGGCGUCCCUCUGGAAGUAGAUCCGAUACUCAACCCAAACACGGUCUGCAAGAACACGCCUUCCUUGAGCAAAGAACAAAUGGAACUGUGCAAAAGCCAUGCUGACGUUGUGGCGAGCGCUUUGCAAGGGGCGCAGAUGGCUGUUCACGAGUGUCAAGAAAGGUUCAAGUACCAUCGAUGGAAUUGCUCUGCUUUGGAAACCAAAAAUAAGAAUCCUUUGACAAGUGGCUUGCUUGCGAGAGGUACGUUGAUACUAGUCUACCAAACACAAAGGCUUCUGGAAGGCUUCUUAAUUAAGAAUACGUCUAAGUCUCUUAUAGCAUAGUGACAAACACCUGGGAAGUACAUGCUAAAGGGGAAUUAUCAUUAAAGGAAGUUUGUGGUCUUUGUCUCUGACCUUCAUCUCAUAACUAGAGUUUAAUCGGCGUUUCUUAAACUUCUUUGGGCAGCCUAUCAGAACUCUUAAGCGAUCUUUGGGAAUGCGAGGCUUUUCAGUUGCUUGGCACUUCGUUAUUGCCAAAACAGACGUCAUUAGGGCAUUAAAAAUGAUGAAAACAAGUCAAGACAUAAAAAUAGCAAAGGUUUAUUUAUAUAACAGAGCUACCUUCAACGUGAAAGGUCUCGUUAACAAUUACCGCCCUUGUAAGUGUAAACAUGCGAUGCUGGAAUAUAAGACGAUUAGAUCUCCAGAGAAGUGCAUAAAAACCUUCGUCAAUCUCAUCCGAUUCACUUUGGCGUACAUUUAGGUCUGCUGCAAAGAAAAGUCCUCUUCUUAGAGUGCUUAAUGUACUCAAAUUGGAAUCUCCAUACACUGGGCUUGAUACUUCUAACAAGGGCUAUAAUCCUUUGAUUGGAUGCCAUCCUUUGUAGCAAAGAUCCAUUUCAUCUCAUCACACACUGAAGCUUACAGCGCGAAAGGUACCUCUUUGUGGCUUUCAUCACUCUUUAGGAUUUCAUAAAAACGCGUCCUAUACACACUUGGAACCACGUUGGUCCGUAUAAUAACAGUAUCACAAAAAGUGUCUGCUGAACUGCUUUUAAUUUAAAUUUAAUCAAACGAAUAUGUGAAGAAUGGACAUUGAUGCACUUCCUCCAUGAACCUUUCACUCUUUUAACAGCCUAAGAAGAGUGAAGGUUGUACCUUUUGCGUCCGUGAACAAAAUAGAAUGGCAUGACCAUUAAACUGAAACUUUUUGCCUAUACUUUGGCACAUUACUAUCUGUGUUUUAGUAAUCUGGGCAAAACGAGUUUAUCGCAACCUCAAUCUUUACCUUCGCUCACGUCCGGCUCUGGCCUUUUUUUCGGAGAUAGCGAUCGAAAUUUUCCGUGUAAUCCCACAAAACGCGCGCCUAGUUCAUUAACUUGUUGCCACUUGCAGGUUUUCGAGAGACCGCUUUUGUGCACGCCAUCAUCUCAGCAGGGAUGACACAAGCCAUUGCUACGUCAUGUAGCAUGGGAAAACUGGCGACUUGUAGAUGUGACGAAACCAUUACUGGCGAAGGACGGGGCUGGAGCUGGGGAGGCUGUAGCGACAACGCAUUAUAUGGUGCAAAGUUCGCAGCCAAGUUUAUGGAUUCUCGAGAGAAAGGAUCCGAUAUAAAAUCACUGAUGAAUCAGCACAACAACCAGGCGGGUCGACUGGUAGGUUGUUUGAUUAAACGAACUUCAUACAUAACUCUCCCCCCGGCUACUAAAUCAACUUUUUAAGAAUUAGAUAUAAACGACUUUUGCAAUACUGUAGUCAUACAAAUAAAUCUUAUUCUUGUAGGAUUUCGCCCACGGAUUUAACACUUAGAACCACCUUGUACAGCAUAAUAAACAGCACCACAGAAAAGUACUGGUCGGUAGCUUUCAUUUUAUUGCACACCAUAUGAUUUCGCCUACAGACUCUAAGUAAAGUUAGCACCAACUAAGACAAACAAAUAGUUAGUACAACGGCAAAGUACUGCUAGAGAGGAUAUUUAUUUGACUGGUAACACUAUAAGUCAUUUAGUCUAUAGACUAAAGAACUGCUUUAUACUUGUUCAUGUAACUUAAUUGACUCGGAAAGUACAAUGCUUUACCGCCGAUGAUACACUGAGGCUUAAGUCGCGACACAGGGUCAGCUAUCUGUCAUGUAUACAUCGUUUAAGUUUCACCGACGAGAACAUUCCAAAUAGGUACGAAAUAAAACAGAUGUUUGCAGUUGUUAGAUAACAAAUAUCAACUGUUAAAGAACAGCUGAAGAAGUAGAGUGAAAAGAGUUUAAAUCUUCUUCUGUUUUCUCUUCCUUUUUACUUCCUUGUUCGUCCGAUUGUGCGAGGAUAUCUCGCCCACACGUGCCUGGAAGCACUGGGUUCUCUUUGCGUGAGAACCACAGUACUUCAAAUCCAACAUGCUUUACAAUUAGUCGGGGUUUCACCGAGCCCUUAAUCCAAUAGCAAGACUCAAGCACGUGGGAAACUUUUGAUAAACUCUUGUCUCGAAUAUUUUGUUGACAUUAAGCUUAUCUUUUAAGUUGGGUAACUUCAGGUUACUGCACUCAGCGCCGGCAGGUUGAGUAAAGGGGCAGUCUUAUUGAACGUUAGUACCAUCCACUUGAAAUGUGGAAAAUCUCAGACAGGGACCCGGUCUUGCUAAAAAUAGGGAUAACAGUACAUAAAAACUCGGUUAAAAACGGUAUUUGGUUAGAGAGGGAUAGGAAAAAAUUGAUAAAAAGUCUACAGAAAACGUUGGACCAAGAUACCUUCAUGUUUAACAGUGUGAUUUGGGAAAAUUGAAAAAUAUAUGAUUAAGGUAUCUUUUCACCUUGAAGAAUGAAUCUGUCUUUGUGUUCUAUUCAAAGUCAUUUUGUGCAUCACAAGCUACAGGAAUUUAACAGGAAAAAAAUUGUGAGAAUCAGAGAAUCAUGUUAUCGUGAUUCUCUCUCUGGGCGUGACCAUGAGGCAGGAACUGCUUCCUUGAAGGUUCAAUAGUUUGUCGAUGGAACCCAGUAGGCAGCGAAAGAGUUGAUUUCCUGAUCGGAAACCCUCUUGAUUGCUUGAAAAGAGUUCCUUCCGUGCUGUAACAUGUAUAUUUGUAGUUCCUCUUCAGUGGUAAAAGGAAGCCCAACGUGACCAUAACCACAGAGACACGCUACACACAAUUUUGAGAAUAUUUUUCGAUCUUAUAAAGGAAAUUCAGUCAUUGCCUUGGUUCCCUUCACUCUACUGCAGAAGGAAGUGUCUUAUCCAAUUGUGAAUUUCUCAAGUGUGUGAAGGAACAUUUCAAGCAAAAUGCAAGUCAUAUGUAGACAUGAAGAGUAAUGUUGCUUACGGUGAAGUGAUCAAGAGGUAUCCCGAGAUAUCGCUCUUUCUUCUCGAAAAAUGUUUGGCUCUGAUACCUCAUUUUUCGAUUUAAACCAAGGGUGAAUUGAAGGAGCUAAUUAUCUGUUUAAAACAGUUGGAUAUUUUCCUGCUGACUUCGUUUCAACUAGCCUAAUUGGCCUUUAAACGCGUCUAAACAUUCGUGCAUCACGCAGCAAUUUCAGCACAUGCAAAAUUCAUUUUUGAAGUUCAAAAGGUCGCCUUGCGAAGCAUCAGCCGCAAUUCAAGUUAAUUAGAAACAGACAUUUCUUGAUAACCUGAGUGUAUACCAAGGGCAUACAGGUUAUCUCUGAAACAAAGAAGUGCUUGGUGUAUUCAAUUUCUUUCGCCUUAUCCGGAGGAGAUAAUUCCCUGAAGGUGUUUAUGACACAGGUGAAUACGGUGAAUAUCUUUUCUUAUUUUUGUGUUAUUUUCAUUCUAAUUCAUCACUUCCAUGAACCCAGCGAAGGCUAAUCGUGAAUAGAGAAAGAAAACAAAAGUCACAUUUGCAAAAGCAAUUAGCACAAAAAGUGGUUUUCGCAUGAGAAACGAUUUUAGGCCUCCAGUAGGCAUCCCAUUCAUAAACAAACACAAGACACCUGUUGGGAUCGAGUGAUUAUUCAAACGAAUGGCGACUAAUAAUAACAUAGGAAUGAAAUAUUACUUUCGACACAGAAAAUGAAAUGGCCGAUACUCGUUUUCCCAGAUGUGUCUGGCUAUACUGCUGUUACAAGGUUCUUUUCAACGAUUCAUUACAAGGAGGGGUCGAGCACUCGCUCGGACAACAUGGAUUCUCCCUCUCAAGUCACUUUGGUCUAGCAUUGCCGUUCUGAGUUCUCCAAAAGUGGCGAACCCGGUGGCCUCAAGCAAAGUGCGUAUGUACCUGGUCCUAGGUCUUCCCUCUCUUAACCCUUUAAGCCCCAAUAUCCACAUACAAAUUCUCCAAACUGAUCUCUAUAAAUUUCCUUAAAGAAUGAGUUAAGAAAAUUUGAUAAAAGAUCAAAGUAUUUUCUCUUAGGUGAUGAUUUUCUUAAUUCUCAUAACCUCACCUCAUGACAAUGUAGGGAUAUCGUUAAGAGAAAAUUUAUGUUGGUCACUAUUGGGACUUAAAGGGUUAAUUUGUCCGUGUUGUGGCUGUCACAACACAAGCUUCGAGGUGCUUCGAUGCCUCCUCCUCUUUGUGGCUACUCUCAUUCUUCUUUCCCUGACCUCUCUAGAAACUUUUGGGAGGUGACCGUACAGAUCUUCAUUUGUAAUGGGAUCCCUCCAAGAAACGUUUAGUGCAGUGCGAAGCAUUCUAGUAUGGGCACCAUCAAUUUGCUUUUCUGUGCUUUAGGUCCGAGUCCAUGUUUCGCUGCCGUAAAGGAAAACACUCUCAACUGUUGCCAGGAAUACCCUAACCUUUAAUUCCCUACACAGUUUAGAUUUCCAAAUUUUGCCCAACUUAUAUUGCACGCCACCAAUGCUUAAGCUUUUCUCGUUUUCAUGUCUUUGACAGAGUCAUCGAUCCAAGAACCUGGGUAUUUUAAAUCAGCCACUGUUCCUUUUGGUUUUCAUUACUCAGUGCUGGAUCUUGAUUGUGGACAAUUGCCUGAGUUUUAACUGCAUUUAGAUGUAGUCCGACAUUUGCGGCUGCUUUCUGUACCUUAAGUGAAGUGAAUAUUGUCUUAAACUAUAAUUCACGCCGUUUUUCUCUAAAAGAAAACUUUCUCAAGGUUCACUCUUUGGUAGGCAGAUUCCUCUCUGAAGACACUCUUCAAUGAAUGAAAGGUCCUGGAGAAUGUCCGACAUCUUUGUUGGACACUCAACUUUUUAAGUCAGAUAUUUUCUUAUUAAAGAAGAGCAUCAGCGGUCCACGGGUCUCUGAAACAUCGAUUUGCGCUUCUUUUGUCCCGUAGCUGAACUAUAUAAAGGACAGCGAUUGCAGUUUUGCUUAAUUGUUUGCGUGAUAACUCUUUGAAUGAAGCUUAGUUUGGUACGAGGAGCUUUUUGUGAAGAAUUUCAUUUGCUUGUCUGUAAUGAUCUGUAAUAAAACUGUCUCUAAGACGGAGACUUUUCUAUGGUGGACAUCAGUGGCUUGCUAGUUCUCUGCUGAGUUUCAUUUGCUUCUCUGUAACUAUAGUAAGGAUCAGUGGUUGGCUGGUCUCAGCUGAGCUUCAUUUGCUUCUUUGCAAGUAAGUCUAAGUCUCCGUAACUAUGGUGUAAAUCAGUGGUUGGAUGGUCUCUGCAGAGAUCCAUUUUGUUUGUCUGUAUCUAACAAAACUUCCUGGGGCAAAUACCUGGUGGACUUGUUUGUUUGGCUGGUCUCAGCUGAGUUAUACUUGUUUUUCUGUUGCAAAAGAAAGUUAAGGCGAAAAAAAGUACAGUAGGCCCUUAUUUAAUUCAGAAAAUCUUCUCCUUUGAAAAUUUGAUAAUGGCAUGAUUGAGUUGCUUUACAAAUUAUGACUGCUGUUUAAAAAUUAUCUCUUUUAAAUGCUCAUUUUGUAAAAAAGAUACAUCCAGUUCUCACACUUAUCGAUACUGUGAACGAGGUUCCAAAGUCGGAUCCUUAUUUCCGUUAGAACGCUUUAUUUGAAUUUCAGUGCUCAAGGACUAUUAAUCAUUUGAGCUGCGAUCAAACACUCCCUUCUCUUGCAAAACUCCAGUUUACCAAUUAAAAGAGAAACAACUAAAGAGACUCUUUAAAGGAAUAGAUGGUAUCAAAUACUUAUUGAAAAUAAUUUGCAACCAUAAUUAAUCUGAUUUCUGGCCAGACAUCGCUAAACAUGAAGAGACUAUACACAGACUGGCAUGAACACAUUCAAGUGCUUUGUUUACAGCUAAGUGAAAUGGUCGAUGUCACCACUGAAGAAUGAAGAAGUAUUGAAAGAUCCAUUACUUAUAAAAUCACUUGCGAAGUAAGAGAUCACACGAUCGAGCUCUACCUUCGAUUUUUUGGGAAUACAAGGCAUCGCAUGUAUGGUAACGCUUUUAAAGGAGGAUCAGUCUGCAACCAUGUUCAAUCGCUUUAGUGAUCGGAAGCAAGCAGUUAUAGUCAGUAAGGCCUCUAAAAUCUUUGAAUAGAGGCUUAAAAGAGACAAAGAGGCAGACAUGAAUACAUUCAAGUGCUUUAUCUACAGUAAAGUGAAUAAGAUCGCGUAUUGCCAUUAUUAAAAGAUCCAUUAAUUCGGGAUUACAACAACUCAGCAAUUGACCAAAGCAUCUUAAAGUUACUAAUUCUCCAAAACCUGGCUUAUUUCAAAAACUAAAACUCACUUAUCAUUAUGCUCUUGAAGGUAUAAAUGUUUGUCAAAGUUAACAACGCAAGUUUAUCAGGACUAUUCACCCUCUCUGUGGUUUACAUCUUUCUUUUUGGCAAAAUUCCAUUUCCUUUUCAAUCCCCCAUGUAGCAACCAAUUUCAUUUCCAAGCUGGAGGCAGCGUGGCCGAGUGGUUAGAGCGCUGGACUUCCUGUUAAGUUUUUUAAGUUUUCGACCCCACUAGCAUUAGUGCUAUAAAUACUGCAGAGAGUAAAUAACGGAAUUAUUUUUUUAUAUAUUUACUCGACAUUUUAGAAGACCAGCAAAUUCCAUAUCUCAUAGUAAUGGCAAACAGAUGACAUAACGCGAAAGUAUCUCCAGAAAGGUUUCAGGCCACACCAAAAGAUUACAUCCAGAGACUUUAAGUCUGAAGCAAUGCUUGGCUAACCCUUUCCCAUUCCAAGAGUACAAAAAGAAAAAUUGAGAAAAGAAACUUCAUAGUGUCAGAUAUUAAAAAUUGAAAACCUAAUUGUAUCAUGAGGAAGUUCUGGGCAGAAGGUUUCAGUUAAAUGGUUACAAUACAGGAUAUUGUACACAGUCGCAAAAGCUAAGUAGACGUGAUAACUGUUGCCUUAUAAUUGGGUAACUGGUUAUUUGGGAAAGAGUACCGGUAACCCUUUUGGAAAAGCACAUCUGCAAGAUUCAACUUUUAGAUGGACGUAAGCAACUUACAACCAAAAUAGAUAAGGAUUUAUUGAAUUUUUUUCAAAAGACGCAAGCGAUUUAUUAAGACACUUCAACUUGAUAUGUAAAUCAUGACACGAGCGUAAAAGGAAGGGGAAAAAAAGCCCGCGUUUUUGAACCAAUUACAUGCACCUCCCGCAAAUAGGUCAUGGGUACUCUAACCACUAAGCUACGAGAGACUUGUGGCGAAUCAUGCAUGCCUUCUACAAAAUUUACAUGUAACACGAGUGUUGCACACUGUUAAGAUCAACAAUGUCAAAAGCGUCCUGUAUGGUGAUAAACGAAAGAGAGAGGCAAAUUCUUAGUUUUACAAACACAGCAAAACCGCAUAUUUAAAAGCCUAAUUAGUUUUCGACAAGUGAAACAGUUUAAUCUGGGGUGGAAUGCAUUUAAUCUCGUUCAAUCAGGAAAAAAUAAAGAUUGGACUAGUUGCCUCCUGUCUUUUUCACAUAUCGAUAUUUCCUGAGGCUUUUAUAAAUUUGAUCUUGUUACGACUGUUUAAAAUUCCCAAACGGAAGACUAAGAGAAAAUAAUUUAAUUCGGCAAAGAUAAUCUUAAAAAAGUUCACAUGGUGAAAGGUUUGGCUAUUUCUGUAUCCUCCUUGCAAUUUCGUUUUCUUUCUGGCUUCGGAUUCCCUCAUUAAAAUACUACACCCGCCCACCUCGCUCCCCAUAGCCCUCUGAAGAACUUUUUCCCUCUCCGAUCCUUGGGAAUAAUGAUGUUGAUGCGACUUUGGAACUUGUUUGUUUGCUUUCCAAAAAUAACAUGAUUAUGUUCUACGUAAUAACUCCUUAAAAUUUUGAACACGUUUUAGAAAAUGGUUAUCCUCCACCACAAAGCCAUAAGUAGGCUUAAUGCGUCUUAACCCUUUCACUGUCAGAGUGCUUGGUGGAGUUUUGUAAGUUGACUCUAACUUUCAAGUCUGUGGAUGAAAUCCUAUGAUGUGACCAUUCAAAUGAGACCUCCCUGCCUGUACUUACACAUGGUGCUAUUUGUUUUUCAAUAUUUCUCUCAAUGAAGUUGGAAAUUUGGUCGAAAUUUACUUUUGGCUAGAUUUGGCAGUGAAAGGGUUAAUGGUGUGAAAAUAAAACAUACUAUAAUGACGUUUAGUUUAGAUGCUUAAACUGUCUGGAGAGGGUGGAGACUCUAGUACUUUACAUAGUGGGUUGUUCUGGAAGAAAAGGGGUAUAGCUAUGUAAAUUGUUCUCUUCCAGAACUGGUAUUGAACUCAUAAUUAACUUGCCCCAUCAUAAUGAGCGUGCUACACGGCAAGGGUAUUUUCGGUUUAAUUCAUGUAUCAUAAAUGGUUAUAGAAUAACCUGGCAUCUUAGAGGAAACAAGUAUGUCAAAGGUGUUGGGAAUUUAGCAAAGACUCACAGGUAUCACACGCAAACAUCACACUUGUGUUAUCUUGAGUCAAUCAAAUCUAGUAUUAUACCGUAAAUAAUUUGUCCCUUAAAUACGCAAGGAAGAAUAUCUCGAAAACGUUUCUAGUAUAUUUGCAUGUGACAGCUAAAUCUCCCAAACUAACUUGAGGAGUUCUUGGAAACUACAUAAUAAGACCAUAUUUACAGGAUUACUAUUUGUUGACUUCUUUCGUCACCCAAGAUGUUCCUUUUACGCGUAUUAUCUUUUAACUACGUUUACUCUGUGAGAUAAUGUAGGAUUAACGAAUACUUAAAAUUUCUUAAAAUACAUAAGAGGAGGAUUAAAAAAUAUUUAUGAGAUAACUCAGUCAGAGAAACAACGCAUUAUAUCGUCUCAUUGCCCCGGGCUUGAUUAGAACGAUUGAAAAUGUCUUUUGAUGUGUUUUAAUUAAGUGCUGCUUGGGUAUAUCGCUUUAAUCCCACACCAAAGAAGAAGAACACGAAAAGAGAGACAUGGGCCCAGUUGUUCGAAGGCCGAUUAGCGCUAACCUGGGGUUAAAUUUAAAUCUGGGUUUCUUUUUCAUUUGUUGAAAGCAUUUUCUGGGAUAAUAUUUUCUCCUUUAAAGCAUCCAGUCAUCAAAUUGUAGACAAAAAUAUUUAACCUAACUUUUUUUCUUAAGCUUUCAUAUCUGAAUUCAAAUCUCGCACUAACCUUGGGUUAUCUUUAUCCGGCUUUGAACAACCCGGCGGUGGGCAUCCCUGGUAUUAUCACAACCGCUUAUCACAAUGUUGCAUAAACUAACUGUUGGCUUCAAACGCAUUUGCGCUUAAAUACAAUCGAAAUUCUAUUGGAGGCUAUCCCAAUCUUUAAUAAAUAAGACUUGCACCUAGUUUAAAUGUAGAACCUUUCAUACCGAACGUAAUACCUAUUUAAUAUGGGUCGACCAAAAUGAUGAAGAUCGACGGUUGAUUCAUGAGUCGAACAGUUAAUUAGUCGAAUUCAAUAUUCAUUAUCACAUUGCACAGGCAAAUGAAUCAUAGUAAGGUACCGUGCCGACACGAAAGGCUAUCAGGUAACGUAUGAACAGCAAACAUCGUGCCGGAGCGGUUGGCCGGAGAGGGUGUAGUUCUGUAAAUUCCAAUCCUCACUCCUGAAUAUUUACUUCCGUCUCAGUGGGUUCUUUUCCUCUUCCCUACUUAUUCACUUCCGCUACGGUCCGAAUACCUGUUCAACUAAUACGCAUGCUUUGCAAAAUUGCUUUACCUCUUAAGUGACGAAGUCCCAUAGUGUUGGCAUUCAACUGAAAGCUACUAACUCAGCCUUCGACUUCCUUGUGCCACUUUUCAAAAGUGAACAAAGUAAAGAUCCUAUGGACGAAAUCCUUUCAGGGCUCAAAAUAAUUUUUGGGUGGCCGGACACGAUAACCGGCCAAAGAAAUUUUUGCUCCGUCAAGUCCGGUUUCUCACCAAUCAAAAUACUGGGAAGAAAAGUUAACAAAUCCUUGUGUAAGUUUCUAUUUGUAUUUUUACACAGAGACAAAAAAAUCUAAUUAAGAUUUACAGGUGAGGAUUUGGCUGUGUGUUCAAGAAUGGGAGUAUGCAAGACCGGUCAAUAUGACCGUCGAGUGAAGUUUUUGGGCAGUCACGUUGCCAUUCUGGCCGGACAUUGUCCCUUGAUUAAUCGCUAUUUUGAGCCCAGCCUUAACUUGUGACAAUUUGGGAUAGGGAAGAUAAACCGUAGUCUCCGUCUCACACGUCUUGCACAUAUUCUGUGGGUCUUAAAAGAUCCCACACAAUAAUGUCCUUCAAGUUCGGUGUGGUGGUCUAUCUCACUUUCACAAUCACAUAAGAGGCGUCAUUACUCAUUCCUUUAUUACUUGAAAACUGCACUCCAAGCAGUCUGGCAAACGUCCCUCAACCAGUGUAAUAAAUUAUCCUUGAAAAGCCCUGAGGGGAUUCGAUGAUAAGAUAUUUAAAAUUUUCAAUUUACAAGCAUUUAUACCGAACUUUUUCAGCUGUGGUUUGACCCAAGACAAAUUGUUUUUCAGCGCGUGGCAACAAGUAAUUUCGUUUUGAAUUUUGACUUUGUCCGCUACUAGAUGGGAAAUUUCUUGAAAUAAUUCUGAAUUGAACUUUCUUCCUUUCCUUUUUCUUUUGUAGGCAGUGCUUGAUCUUAUGAAAACCAAGUGCAAAUGUAUUGGGGUAUCCGGCUCAUGCAGCCUAAAAACGUGCUGGAAGACUGUCCCUGAUUUCGGUGAAAUUGGGACAGUUCUCAAGGAGAAGUAUGACUUUGCUACAACAAUUCGCGUGAGCAACCGAAACAGGGGCAAACUUCGACCUUUUCAGCGUAAGUUAAAGGCUGCGCAUCGUGACGAGUUUCUGAGGGAUCUGGUAUUUUAUGAAUCUUCUCCUGACUAUUGUCGACAGGAUGCCUCGCUGAGCAUUCCAGGGACGAAAGGAAGAGUUUGCAAAGUGGAUUCCUUGGGCAGUGACAACUGUAAUAAUCUUUGCUGCGACAGAGGCUACGAUACGGUCCACAUGACUAUUAAGUCUAGAUGCCGUUGCCAUUUUAACUGGUGUUGCUACGUUUUAUGCGAUGAGUGCGUGGAGAACGCCUGGGUGACAAUGUGUAAAUAA
This is a messenger RNA of Porites evermanni, 11563 nucleotides long. The record is from the annotation of a GenBank genome assembly. Lineage: Eukaryota; Metazoa; Cnidaria; Anthozoa; Scleractinia; Poritidae.